AUGCUACCGUACGGGCCCACAACUAUGAAAUUCCAGGUCACCUCGCCUCCGGACUUCCCAGGAGAAAGCCCGUACAUCCCCGAGGGCUUCAAGACGGACAACACCCUUCCCCUACGGGAAGCUAACGGUGCUGCCUGGAAAGAGUGCUACGAUGGCAACCGCUGUGACGCCUGGUGGGGCGGUCUUGAGGGCUCGCCCGACGGAGAGCCAGUGGUGCUGGACGCCCCGCUGGAUUGGCCGGAUUGCUGCGCGCUUUGCAACGGUGGCGGCGACAAUGACGGAGAUGGAUCGGGCACCAACUCUACUUGCGUCGCGUGGAGCUUUGACCCCUCCACUGGAUGGUGCCAACGAAUGCCGACGGUGGAGGAAACGUCCUACGACUACUCUUGGACUACCUGGCAAAACAGCAACACCAUCAACGGCCUCAUGUGCAUGCACUGCCUCGGGUUUUGCGCCCGGUCGACUAGGGCUGGCCUCUUGCGGGAACUCGCGGUAGAACAACAGCAGUCAUCACCAAUAGAACAACCGCAGUCAUCACGGCUCGUGAAGGCUGCCUGCGUAAAGGUGAGGGUACAUGAAACCGCGCCUGUUUGA
Ectocarpus sp. CCAP 1310/34 is the source of this 594-nucleotide messenger RNA. Lineage: Eukaryota; Phaeophyceae; Ectocarpales; Ectocarpaceae. The record is from the annotation of a GenBank genome assembly.